AUGGCCAAAAAGCUUUUCAGUUUCAAUCUUCCAUAUCGAUCAUUCUCCUCCACACCCGAACCUCCCACUCUCUACUCUUUCCUUCAACCAUGUUUGUUCUCCAUCAAUAAACCCUUUUUCGACGAACCCCAAAACCUCCCAACUUCUCCACCACACUCACUCUCCCUCACAUCACACCAAAUUUCAUCUCUUCAAACAACUCUCCACAAAUCCCUCAUUACUUCUCAAACCGAUCAAGCUUGGAAAUCCUUCAAAACCCUUACAACCCACCGUUCCUUCCCACCUAAACCCCUGACCAAUUCCCUCCUUACCCACUUAUCCUCUAUCGGCGACAUUCACAAUCUCAAAAGGGCUUUUGCAUCUACAAUCUAUCUCAUUGAGAAAAACCCCAACUUGCUCGAUUUCGAUACCAUCCAUACCAUGCUUGUUUCCAUGAAAUCUGCCAACACUGCUGCCCCGGCUUUUGCAAUGGUCAAAACAAUGUUUAAAAAUAGGUUUUUUAUCCCUUUUGAUUCGUGGGGUGGUGUGGUUAUUGACAUUGCCAGGAAUAAUGAUAACCUUGCUGCUUUUUUGCCUGUUUUUGAAGAGAAUUGUAGGGUUGCUUUGGAGGAGAAGAUGGAGUUCAUGAAGCCGGAUGUUGCUGCUUGCAAUGCUGCUCUUGAAGCUUGCUGUUGUUGCCUUGAAUCUGUUACUGAUGCUGAGAGAGUUGUUGGAAUAAUGUCGAAUCUUGGUGUUAGACCGGAUGAGUUUAGUUUUGGAUUUCUUGCUUAUUUAUAUGCGCUGAAAGGGUUACAAGAUAAGAUAGAUGAGUUGAAAGUUUUGAUGAAGGGUUUUGGUUACUCGAAAAACAAUAAAUGCUUCUAUUCUAAUUUGAUUAGUGGUUAUGUUAAGUCUGGUAAUUUAGCUUCUGUGGAGUCCAGUUUUCUCAGUAGUCUGAAUGAUAGAGAUGGGGAGGAUGUUUGGAGUUUUGAUAGAGAUACUUUUUGCUUAGUGGUUAAGGAAUAUCUUCAGAUUGGAAAUAUCAAGGGUUUGGCUAAUUUGAUUAUUCAAGCUCAGAAGUUUGAAUCUUCAAAUAUCAAAGUUGAUGAGUCUAUAGGAUUUGGCAUUGUUAAUGCAUGUGUUAGUAUUGGAUUAUCAGACAAAGCGCACAGUAUUCUCGAUGAAAUGAAUGCUUUGGGAGGCUCUGUUGGUCUUGGGGUCUAUGUGCCGAUCUUGAAGGCUUACUGCAAAGAGAAUCGAACUGCCGAGGCCACUCUAUUGGUGAUGGAGAUUAGUAGUUCAGGUCUUCAGUUGGACGUGGAAACUUAUGAUACUCUGAUAGAAACGUCGAUGUCAUGUCAAGACUUUCAGUCGGUGUUUUCUCUGUUUAGGGAUAUGAGAGAGGCGAGGAUUACUGAUUUGAAAGGGAGUUACCUGACUAUAAUGACAGGUUUGAUGGAGAAUAAUCGACCUGAGUUGAUGGCAGCUUUCUUAGAUGAAGUGGUCGAGGAUCCACGUGUUGAAGUUGGUACUCACGAUUGGAAUUCUAUAAUCCAUGCUUUUUGUAAAGCUGGGAGACUAGAAGAUGCAAGGAGAACUUUCAGAAGGAUGAUAUUCCUGAAAUUUGAGCCAAAUGAUCAGACUUACUUGUCCAUGAUUAACGGAUAUGUUUCGGCAGAGAAAUAUUUUGACGUAAUGAUGCUGUGGAAUGAGGUUAAACGCAAAUUAUCAGCCAAUGGACCGAAGGGGAUCAAGUUUGACCAGAAUCUGGUUGAUGCAUUCCUGUAUGCUAUGGUCAAGGGAGGUUUCUUUGAUGCGGUGAUGCAAGUUGUUGAGAAAUCUAAAGAGAUGAAAAUAUUUGUUGAUAAGUGGAGAUACAAACAAGCAUUCAUGGAGAAACAUAAAAAGCUCAAAGUGGCCAGGUUAAGAAAAAAGAAUUUCAGAAAAAUGGAAGCGCUUAUUGCUUUCAAGAAUUGGGCUGGCUUAAAUGCAUGA
This is a messenger RNA of Lathyrus sativus (Indian pea), 1974 nucleotides long. The record is from the annotation of a GenBank genome assembly. NCBI's taxonomy places the organism in Eukaryota, Viridiplantae, Streptophyta, Magnoliopsida, Fabales, Fabaceae.